Messenger RNA from Puma concolor (puma), 1731 nucleotides. RefSeq names its product SHQ1, H/ACA ribonucleoprotein assembly factor (gene SHQ1). Gene Ontology annotation, cellular component: nucleoplasm; cytoplasm. The record is from RefSeq and is a predicted model, not a curated record. NCBI's taxonomy places the organism in Eukaryota, Metazoa, Chordata, Mammalia, Carnivora, Felidae. Gene Ontology annotation, biological process: box H/ACA snoRNP assembly.
AUGCUGACCCCCGCGUUCGACCUCAGCCAGGACCCCGACUUCCUUACCGUCGCCAUCCGCGUGCCCUACGCCCGGGUCUCCGAGUUUGACGUCUACUUCGAGGGGGUCGACUUUAAGUUCUACGCCAAGCCGUACUUUCUCAGAUUAACCCUUCCUGGAAGAGUUGUAGAAAACGGAAGUGAACAGGGAUCCUAUGAUGCGGAUAAAGGAAUUUUUACCAUUCGAUUGCCGAAGGAAACUCCUGGCCAGCAUUUUGAGGGACUGAACAUGUUAACCUCUCUUCUGGCACCAAGAAAAUCCAGGACUGCCAAACCACUUGUGGAAGAAAUAGGUGCUUCUGAAGUUUCUGAGGGAGGAGUAGAAGCUGAGGAUGAAGAGUUUGACUGGGAAAUUGAACAGGUCCCCUAUGAAGAGGUAUCAGAAAGUGCUCUGAAUCCACAGUACCACUAUGGAUUUGGAAAUUUACGAUCCGGAGUGUUUCAGCGGUUACAGGAUGAAUUGAGUGAUGUUAUUGAUAUUAAGGAUCCAGAUUUCACUCCUGCACCUGAACGAAGGCAGAAACGCCUGGAUGCUGAGCUGGCCAAGUUUGAUCCUGAUCAUUAUCUAGCUGACUUUUUUGAAGAUGAGGCUGUUGAACAGAUUUUGAAGUAUAAUCCUUGGUGGACUGACAUAUAUUCAAAAAUGAUGGCCUCUUUGGGAAAGAGUCAGGAACAAGAAAAUCAUGCUGCAUUAGUGUCUUUUUCUGAAGAAGAGAAAUAUCAGCUGCGAAAAUUUGUCAAUAAAUCUUACCUACUGGACAAGAGAGCUCUUCGCCAAGUGUACUACAGUUUGAUUGAUAUCCUUCUGGCAUAUUGCUAUGAAACUCGUGUCACUGAAGGAGAGAAGAACGUUGAGUCUGCAUGGAACAUUAGAAAACUGAGUCCCACACUGUGCUGGUUUGAGACUUGGACUAAUGUUCAUGAAAUCCUGGUGUCUUUUGGAAGAAGAGUUUUAUGCUACCCACUUUAUCGCCACUUCAAGCUGGUGAUGAAAGCUUACAGAGACACUAUAAAGAUCUUGCAACUAGGUAAAAGUGCAGUUUUAAAAUGUCUACUGGAUGUUCACAAAAUUUUUCAGGAAAAUGACCCAGCUUACAUUCUGAAUGAUCUCUACAUCUCAGACUACUGUGUGUGGAUUCAGAAAGCCAAGUCCAAUAAGUUGGCAGCUCUUGCAGAAACCUUAAAGGAAGUGUCCCUGACAAAGGCCCAGCUGGGAUUAGAACUGGAAGAACUGGAGGCCGCAGCACUUCUUGUCCAGGAGGAAGACACUGCAUCAAGAGCAGGCCGUCCUGUUUCCAGGCAGCAGACACCUGCCUGCCCUCCUGAGGCAGGGGACACGGAGGAGUCAGACAGCACCACCUCAAGUGAGACCGAAGGCUCGGACUCCGAACAAGGGGAGCUCUCAGGUGGUGAGUCUGAGACAGUGCGUUCCUGGCAGGGUCCCUUUCUCAAGGAACGCGGCGACCUGCUAAUUGAUGACGGGGUGUGCAGAAACUCAGCCGUCGAGAGAUGUGGUGGUAGUCCGAGAAAGCCACCCGCCUCCCCCCGGGCUCCUGGAGGCUCUGGGCCGCUGAUAGAGGAGCUUGGAGAGCAACUGAACUCGAGAGUUCAAGUGUCCGGACCUGAGGACUCUGCGGCUGCAAGCCACAGCAGCGUGCAGGGCAGAGGCGACUGGCAGACACCAAGUGAUUGA